Molecule: messenger RNA, 5470 nt
Organism: Hydractinia symbiolongicarpus
Lineage: Eukaryota; Metazoa; Cnidaria; Hydrozoa; Anthoathecata; Hydractiniidae
Product: tyrosine-protein kinase-like otk
Exons: 24
Coding region: 72-5207 (1711 amino acids)
Biological process (GO): positive regulation of kinase activity; multicellular organism development; protein phosphorylation
Cellular component (GO): signaling receptor complex
Molecular function (GO): ATP binding; metal ion binding; transmembrane receptor protein tyrosine kinase activity
Source: RefSeq, a predicted model, not a curated record
ACAGCUAAAUUAUUUCUCCUAUCAUUUCAGGUUUUUUACCAUAAAUAUAUAUACUUAUAUAAAUAUUUACAAUGAUUAUUGAAAACUUGGAUUCCCUGAAGGUCUGGUUGGUUAAAAAGCUUGAGCCAAUAUGUGAUGCUGACCCUUCUGCAUUAGCAAAAUAUGUAAUUGCUUUAGCAAAGAAAGACAAAUCAGAGCCUGAACUGAGAGCACUUUGUGAAGAUCAGCUAGAUGUGUUCUUAGGAGAUGAAACCAAGCUAUUUGUAACCGAACUUUUUGAUACUUUGCAAACUAAAGAAUAUGCACCACCAACAGAAAGCAUUGCUGCUUCUGACAAGGGAGGCAUAAAAAGAAAGUCGUUUGAAGAAAGUGAGAAAAGUGAAGUUGAAAAAGUUCAAAAAACUGAAAACAAAGCAGAUGUUGGAAAAAUAUCUGAAAAUGAUAAAGAGAACUCAAAAGAAAGUAAACCUAGAAACAAACCAACCACUGAUGUUUUGGAAGGAAGAAGAAAUUCAAAUGAAAGCAGUAUUAGUAUGAAUGAUACAUCUAACAAAACAAUUGAAAGAGUGAAAAGUGCUUCACGUCUUGAUGCAGAGGUAAAAAAUGAUGAUGUUAAUAUGAGAGGUGCAUCUCAAGAUAGAUCCAUGAAGAGCAUGUCACCUGCUGUACGAUCUAGACAGGGACAUUCAUCAAGGAGAAAAUCUCCACGUUCACCUACACGUUCAGGCAGUCGUCAUUCCAGAAGCUCAAGAAGAGACAGAUCAAGAAGAGAACAUAGAGAUGGUAGCAGAGAGCGAAGACAAAGGCGUCGUAAGAAAGAAAAAUGCAGAGAUUAUGAAGAAAAAGGAAUCUGUAUGCUUGGUGAAGUAUGCCCUUAUGACCAUGGGUAUGAUCCUGUUGAAGUUGAUGAUCGAAAUUUACCUCAAAUGCUUUCGCUUGCUGGUUUGCCUUCAUCUCAACCAAAUUCUACACAACUACAAACUGCACCUGCCUUACAGUUGUUGCAACCAAAUGUUAUGCCACAGCGCCCAAUGCUACAUGCAAUAAAUAGUGGUUUAUCACUAAAUCCUGGGCUCACAACAGUUCAUGUGCAGAGACCUAGACCAAUUCCUUCUCCAGUUGAACUACCUGGAAGUCAAGUACCAAUAUUUCGACCAAGAAAUCCUGCUGCCUUUAUGCAAAAUAUAUCACCUCCAAUUACUCCACUACCAGAUCAACUAGUGCCAGCUACAACAGCAGAAACAGCUAAGGGGACAGCAGCCCCAGUUGCUGUGUCUGGAGAACCUUACAAUCCAGAACAGCCAUCAAUUGAAGUCGAAGAGGCUGAUGUGCAGAAGAAAGAUGAGACCGACACUUCUUCCCAAACUUCUACUGAAAAAGAUCUAAAAACUGAUUCAAAUACAGAAAAAGACACAAGAUCACAAGAUGAACUAGUUCAAAUUGCAAUGGGAAAUAUCCCCCUGACACCUAUUAUGGGUUCACAACCAAACAAUGUAUUUCAGUUACGUGGAGGAAUGAUGCAACAUCCGCAACAGCAGGCAAUGCCUACCCAAUCCUCCUUUACCAAUGCAUAUCAGCCCAAUCUAAAUCAACACACAUACCUUCCUAUGGCAAUCAAUAGUCAGCAGCAGUAUCAUCAACUUCAAUUUCAGCAACAGCAAGCUGCUAUGUUAGCUGCUCAGAAUCUGCAACAACAACAGCAACAACAAACAGUUGUCCAAGUACAGUCAUCGCAACCAACACAUAGAAGAAACACUGUUCUCGAAAUUAGAAAAAUACCUAGAGAAUUAAACAAUAUUAUGAAAUUAAGUGAACAUUUCCAGAAAUUUGGAACUAUCACAAAAUUACAGGCUCCGUUUCAACAAGACCCUCAAGGUGCUUUAUUAGAAUUUGCACUCUCAAACACAAAGGGAUAUCAAAUCCAAGAUAAAAAGUUAUAUAUUGAUCGACCAAAAUUUCCAGACCACGACGGAUCGUACACAUGUAGCGUGAACAACAUGUUUGGAAAGGCUACUGGAAAAGCAAAAUUGACAGUAACAGUGGCACCACUUAUCGAUAAAUCAAAGGAAAUUAUCGUAGUCGGUGGCUCAGAAGAUCUGGAAAUAAGCUGCAACAUUAAGAGGUCAAACCCUAUCCCGGAUAUCUCUUGGGAAUUCCAACCGUGGCCAUGCGCACCGUCGGUCGGUUACAAUUGCACUCCGCUUAGUGCCAAGUGGCAAAGAGGUGAUCCUCAAAUAUAUGAUAUCAGACCUAAAAAUAGGGAAGCUAUGAGCUCAACUUUCAAAGUUCCUCAGAGUAGCGUGAAAAAAUUCUUCAUAAGAUGUACCGCUGCACAUAAGUAUGGUAGAGACACACAUUCUGUUAUUGGAAUUAUUGACAAACGGGAUGCGAAAAACAUGUUGAAAUUAAACCGAGAGAAAUUAUCGAUUGACGAGAAGCAAUCUUUCUCUUUGGUUUGUACUGGAGAAGCAGGACUUUUUCAUAGCCUUUCAUGGGAAGUAAAUGGAGUUUCUGUGGUUGCUAACAACAAAACGAUAUCUAUUGAAAAAUCUGGGUCGAUUUUACAUAGGCAAAAAUCUACUUUAACUAUUACCAAUGUAACUCCUGCUCAAUCUGGACUGUACAAAUGCGUUGCUGAUCCAGCAAGAGCAGAAGAUGAUCUGGUAACGGUGAUCUCCAAUGUUAAAGUUAACAAAAUAUAUAAACCUAAGAUGGUCUCGAUAAGGAGCCCUCUAGUCAUAGAUGGAGACAAGGCCGUCAUCACUUGUGAAAUUGACUCUCAUCCUCCAGCUGAAGUCACGUGGUAUCAGAACAAUAUCUUAUUGAAUAAUAUCGGAAAGUUAUUGAACGCGAACGAAUGUGAAAAUAGUGAGCGAGGCAAAUACUUUAAAAUUCGAGACAUAAAAGGUAACAAGUUUGGAAUAGUGAGUCACCAACUUGUAAUUUGCAAAACAUCGUGGAAAUUGAAUAGUGGAAGGUUUCAAUGUUUUGCUGAGAAUGCUUUGGGAAAAGUACAUCAAAAUAUUACAAUGCGUAUUUAUGCACCUCCGUCAAUGAUAUAUGAACAGACAGAUGAGUAUGCGAAACCUGGGCACAAAUUUGUCAGAAAUUGCUCGUCAGAGGGAAACCCAAAACCAGUAAUAUGGUGGGAAAGAAAGAAAAAUGGAGUAUAUAUGUCGUUUACCAAGAAUUCCACAAAUGGAAUAAGUUACCUCAAUAUGACGAACGUGAAAGAGGAUCACUAUGGUAACUACAGAUGCAUUGCGGCAAAUCAAUUCGGAACGAUAUUUCAGGAAAUGAUAUUACGACGUCCAUUAAUAACCGCUUCAACACGAGGAGCAGAGAACAUGAACUCCACCGCAUCUUUAGUUGCAGCCAUAAUCGCUGGACUGUUUAUCAUCAUCAUAAUUUCAGUCAUGGUGGUUAUUUUAUACAAGAGAAAGAAAUUAUAUGGCGGAUUCUAUGUCUUGUCUAUCCCUCCUUCACCGGACUACUUCAAGAAGAUAGAUCCAACCAAAGCAUUAUCGGAUCAGAUCAAUAAAUUACCUUAUUUUCCUGAGUGGGAGUUUCCAAGAAGCAAAAUCAGACUUAAGAACCAAGUUGGUGCAGGAGCGUUUGGUGAAGUUUAUAUUGCGGAAGCAGUUGGAAUUACCAACUUCGAUCCUCGUUACAAACUUAGCACGAAACAUAAGGCUUUGUUGAGCAAAAAAAGAUUUUCAUUUAGUUCGUUUCAGCGUGCAAGAUCGCCUACUUCUGUUUCGAGCAUUUCACGCAAUGAUAGUGUCGCGUCGUCACGAUCAAGUCGCUCCACAAAACCCUUGCUUAAAGAUCGGUCCCAGACCUCUCUCGUUGCUGUAAAAAGACUCAAAGAGGAUGCAACCACGGUUGAAUAUAAAGAUUUGAUUUCUGAAAUGAAAAUAUUGAUUCAUAUUGGUCACCAAGAGAAUAUCGUGAAUCUGCUCGGAGCAUGCACUAAAGGUACUGAGCAAGACACUAUGGUUAUUCUGGAGUUUUGUCCAAAUGGAAAUUUAUUGUCGUUUAUGAAGGAAAGAAGGCAAAUGUUCAAACCUAUAUGGAGUAAACAACACGUCGGUAUGGAGAAAGAAUUCACAACAUUCGAUUUAUGCGUGUGUGCCUACCAGGUUGCGAAAGGACUGGACUUUUUAGCUUCUAGAAAGUGUGUUCAUCGUGAUGUGGCUGCAAGGAAUGUUCUGGUUGGUGAAAACUUCACAAUGAAAGUCGCUGAUUUCGGUCUUGCCAGAGAUGUUUACCAAGACGAAAGAUAUGUGAAAGUUUCAGGGGGAUUACUUCCAGUUAAGUGGAUGGCCAUUGAAGCAAUCAUGGACAGAGUGUUCACUCACCACACUGACGUAUGGUCAUACGGAGUUCUACUCUGGGAGCUUAUGACUCUUGGUGGUUCACCGUAUCCAGGGAUUCAUGUGAAGGAUUUGAUUGAUUAUUUGACAUCUGGUAAUCGAAUGAAUCAACCACAAUUUUGUCCUAAUGAAAUUUACAAGUUAAUGAAAGAUUGCUGGAACGAGGUUCCCGCAAAGCGACCUUUAUUUUCAGACAUUGUAUUGAGAUUAGCCCGUAUAAUAGAAGGGCAUUGUAAUCCCGAGGAAAUAAAUCUUUAUUUGGAUCGCCAUCACAUUAGUGGUGGAUCGUUCUCCUUCGCUGAUGAAGACUAUUUGCGACCGGUAGAAGGUGAAGUGGGUUCCUUCCAUUACUCUCCUCCACCGCCUUACUGUCAAUCAUUCAGCGACACCAGUGUACAAAAGGAUGUGGACAGCGCAUUCGAAAGAAAGCCCAGCGAAAGAUAUGUACCAGAUAAUAGAUUCAAUGACGAUUUAGUCUCUACGGAGGAGAAGGUAGAUGAAUUUAAACAAGCCACCGAUACAAGUUCAGACAACUCUAUCGAACCCAAAGCAAAGAUGGACGAAUUUGUGAACGAAAAAAAUGACAAAAUUUCCAUAAACAUGCCUAAAGAUGACGAUAUGAACAAUAACAUCUACGUUAACGAGCGCCCAAGUACGCCCAAAUAUCCAACUAAAGAAGGGCGGGCAGAAAGUGUAGAUGAGGAUAAAGACAUAGAUGAGAAUAGCGUGUUACUGCACCGUCGCACGCCUUCUCCUGUAGAAGAACUUAGUAAUUUUAUUGACCAAGAAUACGAAAAAAUGGGGGCAGAUGAACAGUACGUAAACACUUGAUUGUUGUCGCUGAAUUUUUUAUACACUGCAGUUGAAAGAUUGUUUUACGUCAUGGUGAUAUUCUUACGCUCGUGUUCAGUGGAUGUACAUAAAGUUUUGUAUCCAUUAAAAUGGGUGUUUUUCAAUUUUUUAUAAUAAUAUAUAGAACUAAUAUCUAGCAGGUAUAAACAAACUGGUUUAAAAGCAAAGAAAUUUUUGUAUUUAAUUUAUAUAUGAGUGAAAAUAUUGCGAGUGAAAAUAUUGCGAGGUACGAUAACAACGAA